AUGUCUCUAGAGGCACUCAAGGAUGCGCUGCGGAGCUCGCUGGAGGCUUCCGGGGCUCUGGAGGAGGCGCGUGCGGGGAUGAGGGCGCAGGUGUAUGAAGCCCUCGUGGGCGGGGAGGGUGGCGACGGCGGUGCGGGAGGAGCUGGAGCAGUGCCUGUCUCUCAAGCCAAUCUCAUUCUCAAUGAGCUCAUUGCAGAGUAUCUGGCGUACAAUGGUUACCAUCAUACUCUCUCGGUCUUUGCUCCGGAAUCGGCUCUUCCUCAUGAUCGCAUCGCUCCGCAAGUCCUCCGAUCUCAGCUGAGGCUCCCUCUUGCUCAUCCAGAGGCGGCAAACUUGCCCAUUCUCUACCAAGCGCUGGCGGGCAUGCAAGACUCGGUCCGUUCUCGUCCGCCGGUAUCGGCUGCCGAGCCGACUCGCGCGCCUGCUUACGAUAUGACCGACAACGCGUUUGAGCAAGAGUCGGACGACGACGACAAUGACGCCAGCGGCAACCAUGCCGGCUAUGCCCAUGCGCCGGGUGGUCUUGCCUUUGAUAUGUGAUGCGCUCGUAGUUGAAAUGAGGCGCGUGUGGCGCGCUACGGAGUGUACGGCGGCGGCGCCUCGAGGAGUGACGCCGACGAGACGUUCGCAAACGCACCGAUGUCGACGGCGACGCCUGGAACGCCGGCUCCACCAGGAGGUGCAGCAGGUGUGAAGAGCGCGGGCUGGGCUUGCGCCGGCAUGUAGACCUUGGCCGCCCCGCCCCCGCCUGCGGGCGGCGCAGACGGCGGCGGCGCAGACGGCGGCGGCGCA
Molecule: messenger RNA, 792 nt
Organism: Thecamonas trahens ATCC 50062
Lineage: Eukaryota; Apusomonadida; Apusomonadidae
Exons: 1
Coding region: 1-540 (179 amino acids)
Molecular function (GO): protein binding
Source: RefSeq, a predicted model, not a curated record